Molecule: messenger RNA, 1844 nt
Organism: Parasteatoda tepidariorum (common house spider)
Lineage: Eukaryota; Metazoa; Arthropoda; Arachnida; Araneae; Theridiidae
Gene: T3dh
Product: Type III alcohol dehydrogenase
Cellular component (GO): mitochondrion
Molecular function (GO): alcohol dehydrogenase (NAD+) activity; metal ion binding
Source: RefSeq, a predicted model, not a curated record
UCAUUCUUUGCUACGAUUGGGAGAAAGUUGACAUUAUUUUUAUCUUGGCAUUAUCAUAUGUAAACAAAUGAUGUCAUGAAAAGAAACAAAAACCAUGAUACCCUACUUUAAAGCAUUCAUCUGAGUAACCUUCAUAACAAAAGGUGUUCGAAUUUAAAUGCUCAAAUUUUUUCCAAGUUUCGGAGCAAUAUUCAACGUCCAAUCAUGAGACCUGAAAUGUGAUAAGAAAAGUUUCUUAAUCAGUAUCUCUAAAACAUUUUUUUUCUAGAAAGCUGGCUUUUGAUUCGUUAUAAUAUAAAUAGCAUUUUAACUGCAAUCAAGGAAGAACUAAUCAUUUUAAACAUGGGAUCCAGGGAUAAAGUACUCCAUCUACUUAGCAAUGUUGCUAAAGUAUCGUGUCGCUGCCCAGCUCAUUCAAGUGCAGUUUAUUUAAGAGGUAGCCAUGCUGCUGUUCCAAAGCCAGUUGCUGGCAAGGAUUAUGCUUUUGAAAUGGCUUGUUCAAGUGUUCGAUACGGACCUGGAGUAACACAAGAAUUAGGAAUGGAUUUACAAAAUAUGAAUGCCAAAAGAGUAUUGGUUAUGACGGACUCAAACCUUGGCUCCCUUCCCCCGAUGUCUCAAGCUAUGGAUUCUAUAAAAAAGUGUUCGAUUGACUUUGAUGUUUUUGACAAAGUUAGAAUUGAGCCUACUAAUGAUAGCUUUAAAGAAGCUAUUUCUUUUGCAAAAAAGAGGAACUAUGAUGCUUUUGUUGCAGUUGGAGGUGGAUCUGUAAUAGAUACAUGUAAAGCUGCCAAUUUAUAUGCAGCAGAUCCUGAGGCUGAAUUUUUAGAUUAUGUGAAUGCACCCAUUGGAAAAGGAAAACCUGUCACUAAGCCUCUCAAACCUCUAAUUGCUGUGCCAACAACUGCUGGAACUGGAAGUGAAACUACUGGUGUUGCUGUAUUUGAUUAUUUGCCUCUAAAAGCCAAAACAGGUAUUGCCCAUCGAGCACUUCGUCCAACCUUAGGAAUCAUUGAUCCUUUGCACACACUUCACAUGCCAAACAGAGUUGCUGCAUACUCUGGGUUUGAUGUAUUAUGUCAUGCCUUGGAAUCUUAUACAGCCAUCCCUUACAACGAAAGAUCACCGUGUCCAUCUAACCCAAUAAUGCGUCCGGCAUAUCAAGGAAGCAAUCCCAUAAGUGAUAUUUGGUCACUAAAAGCACUCAAGAGUAUGCAGAAAUACUUUAUAAGAGCUGUCAAGAAUUCUGAUGAUUAUGAAGCUCGGUCAGAAAUGCAUUUGGCUAGCACUUUUGCUGGAAUAGGAUUUGGAAAUGCUGGUGUGCAUCUUUGUCAUGGAAUGUCAUAUCCAAUUUCUGGCUUAGUAAAGAAAUAUAAAGCCUCAGAAUAUAAAUGUGAUCAUCCUAUUAUUCCUCAUGGGUUAUCUGUAGUGAUUACGGCACCUGCUGUCUUCCGCUUCACUUCACCAGCUUGCCCGGACAGACAUUUGACUGCUGCUGAAGCAUUAGGAAAAGACAUUACCAAUGCCAAAAAAGAAGAUGCUGGUUUAAUUCUGUCUGAUGUGGUUCGCGAUUAUAUGCACAACUUAGGCAUAGAAGAUGGCUUAAAAGGAUUAGGGUUUGAUUCAAGUGAUAUUCCAGAGCUGGUGGAAGGCACUUUGCCUCAGCACCGUGUUACAAAACUAGCUCCCAGAGAACAAUCAAGAGAAGAACUGAGUCAAUUGUUUGAAAAUUCUUUAACUGUAUACUGAGGCUGAAAUUAACAUAUUUCCAAGUACAAUUAUGAAAUCUUUUAUUAUAUUUAUACAUACAUGUUACAUUUCAAUAAAUAGUUUUAUAAAUACAA